Messenger RNA from Mugil cephalus (flathead mullet), 3351 nucleotides. Its product is annotated as cyclic GMP-AMP synthase. Gene Ontology annotation, molecular function: chromatin binding; 2',3'-cyclic GMP-AMP synthase activity; double-stranded DNA binding. Gene Ontology annotation, cellular component: nucleus; cytosol; site of double-strand break. The record is from RefSeq and is a predicted model, not a curated record. The transcript is spliced from 9 exons. Gene Ontology annotation, biological process: negative regulation of double-strand break repair via homologous recombination; activation of innate immune response; cellular response to exogenous dsRNA. NCBI's taxonomy places the organism in Eukaryota, Metazoa, Chordata, Actinopteri, Mugiliformes, Mugilidae. The coding region runs from base 1434 to 2891 and encodes 485 amino acids.
CCAUCUGCCUCUAAAUUGGCCGUAGACAGUUGGGACCCAACAAACCUCCAGAAGAAGACAAGUGGUUACAGAAAACGAACGAAUGAAUGUUCCUGUAGCUCAUAAGACGACAUGGUCUGUUUUCUUUUCACGUAACCCCAGUGCAUAUACGCUGGUAAAUUAUCAAACAAACGGGAAAAAAAGAAAUAUUAAGCUUUUCUCUUUUGUUGAUCCAACGAAUCGUUUCGUUUCAUAUCUGUGGAGGAAUUUUAGUCCGUUCCUCAGAGCAGAACCACCUUUAGGUUUGAGAUGUUUCCUCAACAUCUCUAUGGGAUUAAUCAGGACUUUGACUCGUUCCAAAACAUCCACCUUGUUCUUCUUUAAUUAUUCUUUUGUAAAACUGAUCGUGUCCUUGGGCCCGUUGUGUUGAUGCGUUACAGACGUCCUGACAUGUUCUUUUUUUUUUUUUAGUUUUUUUCAAUAUCUAUCUAUAUCUGCAAUAUCUUUAACACGCAAACACAAGUGAACAAACACAGCAUGACAAUGCAACACCCUCGAACGUGUUCAAACAUACAAGUAAAAUAAUCGACCAAAUAAAUGUAAUAUUAAUAAUAAUGAUAAACGCUGAAUAAUUAAUAAUAAUUGCAAUUAUAAAUCAGCUUCCACCACACGGGAUAUGUGAGUUCUUUCUACAAAACAGACAAAGGGACUCCAGAUGAAUUCACCAGUCCUGGGCCAGAUGCAGCAAAACAGGCCCGAAUAAAGGACGUUAACACCCCCACGUGACCGGACGAGGUUCUUACCCCAUCUCCUCGGGUCUGUUCUCCUUUUUGCGUGAAGUGGGAAAUGGGAUUUUGGGAUGUGAUCGACUCAUCAGAGACUUGUUCCAGUAAAUCAAGAAGUAGAAUAAAGAAGUUUCAGGGUCAUUGUCCUGGGAAAAACUAUGAAAUACAGUUUGUCAGCUCUUUGGUUUCGGUGCAAUAAAAAAAAAAAAAUACAGCAAACAAUAAAACACAAUAUAUAAAAUAAGGUGGGUUCACAAAUGAACGUGAUUGGUACAGUGAGGAAAAGCCCGAGGCCGGAAUGACUGCGUCUUCCCAGUAAACAUAUGUCUCAAGUUUCCUGCUAAGUAUCAUUGCGCAAUUUACAACGUUAUUAUAAUCGCCGAGCCAUGAUUUGACAGUAGAAGAAUAAAUGAUGUGCUGCGUUGAAUCAUAGGUGAAAAGAACAACAAUGGAUGAAGAUUACUUUGUGGACAGGAGGAGUGAAACACUAUGAAGUGAACUCUCAAGUUUUAUUGAUUGAAACUCAGCAGCAUAACGUUGUGGGAUUAAAGACCGGGACACUUCCUGGAAAUUGAAAGUGAAACCAUAGAGCGGUUAGAGGAGGAAAAGAACAAAGCAGUCUCUAUCUCUUUCUGCAGCAGACGCUUCUCAGACCCGGACGAGUGAGCUAUGGACGGAGAGGACAGUCCAUCUAAAGGGAUGCAGUGCAAAGAGGACACCAGACAAAAACCGAGCCCUUCACCUCGUGUGAGACAAAGGCAGAAAGUUCAGAAACAACCAGAUGAGGAGGCCGGUGUGGUUGAGGAGCCCGUCUCCAUCUCCUCAGAUCUGGCCCAUUUUAUCAAACUCAGCGCCAAAGACCUCAAGCUCCGGCAGACGGACCGGAGAUGGGCCGCUGAGCUGGUCAACGACUUCCGUGAAAACCUGCUGAAAUUCCUCAAGAGCAACAACGACCAGCCUUUCUUCCAGUCAGUGGACGUCCUCACCACCGGCAGCUACUUUGAGAAUGUUAAGAUCAACAACCCAGACGAGUUCGACAUAAUGCUGAAGAUCCAGACGACUACACGCUUUCAGACUGAACCGCUGGACGAUGGCCUGUUCUACCAGAUCAACCUGUCUCGGCCCACCAGGACCCACAUACAGGACUUCCUUCUGGAGAACAAUGUCACCCUGUCAUCGAGCCAGGUCCUCACUGAGAUGCAUCGCCUGGUUCGCAAGUUCCUCAAGACCUAUGAAGUGCCUGAUAAAAGCUGUCGCUGGGAGAUGAACAGGAAGCGAAUUUACAGCCCGGCUGUCACCUUGUCUCUGUGUAGGAACAACAGCGCCGAGUUGAUCUCUGUGGACGUGGUUCCUGCACUGGAGGUUCCAGCCUGGCCCGCCGCCGUCCGCAAUGGACCAGAGGUGGACAACUGGCUCGGCAAGAAGGUUCGCCAGGAAUUCAAAAGCUUUCCUUGUUUCUUUGUGCCAAAGAGACAGAAAGGAAAAAACCUCAAGGAGGAGGCUAAAGAGAGUUGGAGGAUUUCUUUCUCUCACAUUGAGAAGAAAAUCAUCAUGUGCCACGGCAACAAGAAAACCUGCUGCGAGAAAAGAGACACCAAAUGCUGCCGAAAGUCCUGCUUAAUGCUCCUCAAAUCUCUGAUCGCCAGUCUGAAAAUACGUUUUCCCAAAGAGCUGGAAGAUCUCUGCUCGUAUCACGGGAAAACCACCUUCCUCCACACUCUGGCCUCCAGGUUCAAGGACUCUAUGUGGGCCCCUCAGGACCUUCCCGUCUGCUUCCUGCACCUCAUCUGUGCUCUGGAGGGCCACGCUCGCAGCGGAGUCCUCCCUCACUUCUUCGUCCCCGAAUGCAACCUCUUCUCCAAGAACAACAUCGCGCGCAAGACCUUGGCUUUCCUCGCCAAAGCCCUGGAGGAGCAGAGGAGGGAAGGCCUGCCCCUGCUGAAGCCUCAAGCUCCGGUUCCACCUCUGAAACCAGAGACUAUUUCUCCAGAAAUAUUCACCGACAAGUCCUCCUUAGUGACUGCAGGUCCCUCUGUGGGCACUACAUCUUGGGCAGCUAUCAAACCGACCCAGGUGUUUGCUGUGUGUUUGGUGUGCGUCCUGAUUUUUUACAUGGCAAUAAGUUAAUUAUUUGAAACCAGAUAAUAAAGGGCAUCAAAAUAAAAGAUGCAUGUAAAGCAACAAACAUUUUGUCCUUAUUUAUUCUAAAUUUAGCUGUGACAUUAUCAGCGGUACAACAAUUUGACUGUAUUGUUUAUGUUUUCUUCAUGCGUGCCUCCAUUUCAAAAUAUUAUUAUCAUAUUAUAAUAUAAUAUACUAUUAAGAACGUUAUUAUUUUAACGUUAGAAACCAAUAAACCUUUUGUCACAUAUUCAAGUACCCAGUUCCUUAUUAUUUAUUUGGCACUGGCAAUCAAUUCCAUUUUUUUUCCCCCUUUCAAAUUGCAUAUGUAUUUUGGUAAUUUUAUUUCUCCUGUUGUUUUAAUUAAAUAUCUUUUUGUGCUGUUUUCAAAUCAAUGUGACCUUAUUAUGGCAAAACUGAGUGUAAUAACCAUUCCUGAUGAAAUAAAUGGCAAAAUGAAAACCUG